AUGUUCAAUUUCAAGACCCCGUAUUUCGGUCUUCGAGGGGGGUGGUUAACCUUUUGGAUCACUCUAGCCUGUGGUGCUGACAUGACCCUGUAUGGCUAUGAUCAGAGUGUUUUCAGCGGAGUCGUGAUAUCCCAUGAUUUUCUGCAACUACACAAUCUUGAAGGUCCUUCUAAGACCAGUCUUCUUGGCACUGUCACCGCGAUUUACGAUGUUGGCUGCUUUCUCGGAUCUAUCUGUGCAUACUGGCUUGGUGAGCGGUUAGGGCGCCGAAAGACGGUUCUCGUUGGGACUACUGUGAUGGCAAUUGGUGCCCUUUUGCAAGCUUCCUCAUACAGUGUGGGCCAAAUGAUGGCAGGUCGAGUCAUUGCGGGAAUUGGGAACGGUCUGAACACAUCCACUGCACCCAUUUGGCAGGUCGAGACAUCAAAUGUGCAUUGGCGGGGUAAAUUGGUUAUCCUCGAGAAUGUACUCGUCCUUGUUGGGUGGCUUAUCGCCCACGGCCAAGAAGAAGCAGCUGUACAGAUCAUCGCAGAUCUUGAGAACAAAAGCACCAACGAUCCCUUCGUUCAAUUCCAGACCAAUGAGAUUCGAUACAGUGUGGAAUAUGAGCGAGCAAACAGCGUCAGCUUCAGUGACAUACUGCGCGGACGCGCCCAUGAACGAUCAGGCACCAAGACUAUACGCAGACUUAUCCUCGGCAUGGGAGCUCAAGCGAUACAACAGUUCUCAGGAAUCAAUGUGACCUCCUACUACCUACCUACGGUACUGACUAAAUCACUUCAGUAUUUAUGCUUUUCUAUGAUUGGUAUACCGAAUGUUGAACGUUGGGGCCGUCGAGCCCUGUUGAUGUUUGGUGCCACGGGCCAGUGUCUCUGCUAUACCUUCAUCACAGCUCUCAUCCGGUACAAUGAGAUGCCCGGCUACCCACAUCAACAUGAAGUGGCGUCUGCCUCGGUUGCUUUCUUUUUCAUGUAUUAUGUAUUCUUUGGAAUUGGCAUGCAAGGCGUGCCAUGGUUGUACCCCACAGAGAUCAACUCCCUCACGAUGCGAACCAAGGGCGCCGCUCUCGGAGCAGCUACCAACUGGAUUUUCAAUUUCAUGGUUGUCGAGAUCACUCCAAUUGGUAUACAGAACCUUGGAUGGCGAUUCUAUACGAUUUGGAUCGCGUUGAACGCAGCGAUGGUCCCUGUUAUUUACGUCUUUUAUCCGGAGACAGCAGGACGUACGUUGGAGGACAUGGAUGACUACUAUCGUGGGAAUCCACCACUUUUCGUCUGCUUCGAUAGGGAAGCAAUUUCCCGCAAACGCCCUGAGAGAUACCAGGUUCGAGAUGAGCAUGUUAUUCGGGCUAAGGAAGGUGAUAUGAUGGAAUCAGCGCAGCAUGUGGAAAAUGCGACCGCGGUGAUGGCUUAA
Messenger RNA from Aspergillus neoniger CBS 115656, 1413 nucleotides. RefSeq names its product sugar transporter. Gene Ontology annotation, molecular function: carbohydrate:proton symporter activity. The coding region runs from base 1 to 1413 and encodes 470 amino acids. Gene Ontology annotation, cellular component: membrane. The transcript is spliced from 6 exons. NCBI's taxonomy places the organism in Eukaryota, Fungi, Ascomycota, Eurotiomycetes, Eurotiales, Aspergillaceae. Gene Ontology annotation, biological process: carbohydrate transport; transmembrane transport. The record is from RefSeq and is a predicted model, not a curated record.